CGAGAGCACAGUAGCUCGCUCGCGCGGUGCGCGGUGGGUGUUUUUGGUUGUGUUCCUGUCAGUAGUAUGCCGCUGGGCAAAAGUUUCAGAGUGUACCAUAAGAUUCGACCGCCUAAUCCAUACAGCGUCCUACUGGAACAGAGGUCCAAGAAUGAAACCCUCCUUUUCGAAUCUAGGGCAGUCGCCGUGCUUUCCCAACACGAGACAGAUACAGUGAAGAAGGAAUACACAACACUGGCAGAUGCGCACGGUUCCCUGGGCGUUCUUCAGCUUACCUUUGGAGACACUGUGGUGCAAUUCCUCGUCCUUGUGACGGGAUGCCAGUCGGUGGGCAAGUUGGGCUCCUCCGAGAUCUUUCGCAUCACAGAUACGCUGUUUGUGUCGCUGCGCAACAGCGGGCAAGACUUGGAACGGGUGCAGGAUGUGCGCAAGAUACUCGGCGCUGGAACUUUUUUCUUUGUCUGGAGUUCCAACCAGAACGUUCCACUGCUGGACUUGACUCUGUGCGCUCAACGUGCAGCUGUCACGAAUGAGACAGACAACCGGUUCUUUUGGAACCGAACCCUACACAUUCCUUUGUUGCGCUACGGCAUCGACUGUUCCCGCUGGCUUCUAAAGGCCAUGUGCGGAGGUGUGGAGAUGAGAACCCUCUACCUCGGUCACCAACAGGCCAAGGUCUGCCUCAUUUCGCGACUCAGUUGCGAGCGAGCGGGAACGCGAUUCAACGUCCGUGGCACCAACGACGAUGGACACGUAGCCAACUUUGUCGAGACUGAACAGGUUAUCUACCUCGAAGACCAAAUCACGUCAUACGUCCAGACGAGAGGGUCCGUGCCACUGUUUUGGGAACAGCCGGGCGUGCAGGUUGGUUCUCACCGUGUGAAAAUGUCGAGGGGAAGCGAAGCAUCUGCUCCAGCUUUUGAAAGGCACAUGUCACAGAUCAAACAAAGAUACGGAGAUCAGGUUAUCAUAAAUCUUCUGGGCAGCAAGGAAGGAGAGUCGAUGUUAACCCAGAUGUUUCAACACCACCACAAGGCAUCACGACGCAAAAUCCCGAUGGUAUCGUUCGACUACCACUCCAUGUGUCGUGGCGGCCGGCAGGACAACCUCAUUCACCUGAAGAACCAGAUCUCACCUCAUCUAUCGAGCUUUGGAUGUUUCUACUUCAACGGAAGUGAAAUCUGCUUGCAGCAGACGGGAACCUUUAGAACAAACUGUCUAGAUUGCUUGGAUCGCACUAAUUGCGUGCAGACGUUUAUUGCACUAGAGGUACUUCCCAGUCAAGUGGCCCUCCUCGGCUUGCAAGACAAGCCUCAGCUUGCCUCACGCUUCAUGGAGGUGUUCCGUCAGAUGUGGGUCCAGAACGGGGACCAAGUGAGCAAGAUCUACGCGGGUACGGGGGCACUGGAAGGAAAGUCAAAGCUGAAAGAUGGGUCACGGUCAAUGGUACGAACGAUUCAGAACAACCUGCUGGACGGCAGCAAGCAAGAGGCGAUCGACGUUCUGCUCCUGGGAAGCGCUCUGAGCAGCGAGCUGGCCGACAGGGCACGGGCCCUUCUCCCUACGGGGAUGCUGCAUCUUCCGCCAAGUAUAUUGCGUUCGAUGUGCACCCGCCACCUGGAAUACACGAUUCCGCUGAAGGCCCGCGUGACCGUAGCCACGUGGAACGUGAACGGAGGCAAACACUUCAACAGCGUCGUCUUCCGCAACCACCCCAUGUCCGACUGGCUCGUCGACAACAGCGUUGUAGCAGGAAAGAAACUUGUCGACUUCUCUCAGGCAGUGGAUAGGACUCCAGCUGACAUAUACGUCAUCGGGUUUCAAGAGAUUGUCGACCUAAAUGCCAGCAACAUUGUAAAUGCAAGCACUUCAAACCAAAAAGAAUGGCUGACCGAGCUGCAGAAAACGAUUAGCCGUGACCACAGGUAUACCCUCCUCACAUCUGCCCAGCUCGUAGGAGUCUGCCUGUUUGUAUUCAUCCGGCCAGAGCAUGCUCCCCACAUCAGGGACGUUGCUGUUGAUAUGGUCAAGACUGGUCUCGGAGGAGCGGCUGGCAACAAGGGAGGCAUUGCAAUUCGUUGCCUCUUCCACAGCACCUCGCUGUGCUUUGUCUGCGCCCAUUUUGCAGCGGGACAGUCUAAGGCAGCAGACCGAAAUGCGGAUUAUGUGGAGAUCACCCGACGAGUCUCUUUCCCAAUGGGACGUACUCUCAACUCUCACGAUUAUGUGUUCUGGUGCGGAGAUUUCAACUAUCGCGUCGACCUUGGCAUUGAUGAGGUCAAGGAGCUGAUACGACAACAAAACUGGCCAGAGUUGCUCAAGUACGAUCAACUUUCAGUUCAGCAGCAGCAGGGUCAGGUUUUCAAAGACUUUAUUGAAGGUGAAAUCAGCUUCCCACCCACAUACAAGUACGACCUGUUUUCUGACGAUUACGACACGAGCGAGAAAUGUCGAGUGCCAGCUUGGACGGAUCGUAUCCUCUUUCGUCGCCGCCGUCUGCAGUCCGAAGCUGAGGAUCCUUUCUGGAGCCCCGGGAGGAUAGCCCAUUAUGGCAGAGCAGAAUUAAAGACAUCUGACCACAGGCCCGUGGUUGCCGACAUCGACAUUGAAGUAGCCAAAGUCGACGAAUCUGUCAGGGAGCAGAUAUUCGCCGAGGUAAUAGAGCAGAUGGGUCCACCUGACGGAACUGUGAUUGUGCGUACCGAAACAGAGGACGAAGUUUUCGACGACGACUUCAUCAACGAGCUAGUGGAAAUAUUUUCUUCCGUCGGGGAAGUUGUGCUGAUCAGGUUUGCAGCUGAGACGCUCUGGGUGACCUUCUCUGAAGGGCAGGGUGCUUUGGCAGCCGUUCACCUUUCUGGGAAACCGGUGAACGGGCACAAGGUGACGAUCAUGCUGAAGACACCAGACUGGACACAGGCAGUCGAACACGAGCUGCGUCUGUGUUCCAACAACACCAUUCCGCUGGCAUCCACUGUGGAGAACGGGGAUGAUGUGGCUCAAGAAUUGGACUUCACCCCUUCGGAAGGUUGGUCCAGUGAGUUUGACUACCCUGGGGACGAUUCAAACUCCUCCUCUGGCAGAAGCAGUCCUUCAUUUGCUGGGGAGGGUGAUGGCCCAGCUCCACCUAUUCCUGGGAGAUCCACGCCUACCUCUGUUCCACCCGGGCGACCCCCUCCACCGAGGCCUCCGCCCCCUUCGAGACCACCUCCUCCGACGAGGCCUCCACCUGCAGAUGUCAUCAAGCCUAUCGAGCAAGAGGAAACCAGCUGCACUGCUGCCCCGAUGCCAAAACGUGUCCCUCCUCCACGGCCGGUGCCUCCACCAAUCAGGCCACCUCCACCAUCAACUGCCGCCGUGGCAACGGAGGUUGGGCUGCCACCUGACACUCCGCCUCCUCCUCCGCCUCCACCACGAGUCGAUUCGUUCGACAGCAACCAGCAGUCACCAGAAAAUGGUGAUGCACCCUCGUCACCGUGGCAGACUUUACCGCCUGCCCCUCCCCCACCGGUGGAAGCCACCGCUCCUACAUUUUCGGAAAGCCCACCCGCACCUGCCAAAGCUCCCCCUUCCCCUCCUUGCCUACCUCACGUACCUCCUGCUCCAAAUACUCGCGUACCACCUCAAGUACCUCCCGCUCCCGAUUCCUGCAUGGGCGCCCCACCUCCGCAGGUACCUCCACCUCCCGAUACUCGCCCGGCUGCGCCGCCUCAGAUACCUUCCCAUCCGCAGGUUGAAUCGCAGGUGGCACCUCCGCCAUGCGAAGCCCCGCCUCCCCCUCCAGUCCUAACUGAGCCUCCUCCAAUCCCAUCGCGGCCAAAAGUGAUGGGUCCGGUCGUGAUGACGGCUCCAUUGCCAACCGGAAAGCCGCCUCCGAUUCCGGCCAGGUCCAAAGCCGGACCACCCAUGCCAUAUCGGCCUAAUUGAAAUAAUCGGUUACGAGUAUCGAGCUACGUGUUUGUGCAGGCAGCGCACAUUUUAGAUUUUUUUUAUUUUUUAAAUGGAGAAUUAUCUAAAGAAAUAUUAACUGCAGCCUUCCAAAUGGAAGACAGAGCUGUCGAUAUCUUCGCUAUUCAAUUCUGAACAUCCAUUGCUGAUCCAGCAAUUAUGUCCGAUGCUGCGUCCCAGAGUGAUCCAAUAGGGCGCGCCCGGCAGAUAUUCCUUAAGGAGGACCAUAUAAGUCUUUCAGAGCAUGACCACCUUGUUCCUUGCGCCCUACAAUGGCAUGAGUAUGUUCCGAGUGCAGGCCUUAAUUGUGUACUGCAGGCAAUACGAUUUGUGAUCCAUUCACACGCGCAUGAUCAAUCAAAUAAUGGCCGACGUGUGACACAUUGUUGGCUCAGCCACGCAUUGUCUCUUGGCUUACUAGGAACAGUCCUCAACAUCUCGAGAUCUGCAGUGUACGUAUUUGUAUGAGAUAGAGGUACUUCGCAGUGUACCCCGUGUUUAUGCUAUGCCUCGGAAUGGGAACUGUAUUCAUGCGAUACCCGUGAAUUCUGUUUCGUAAGCGCCCAUUACCAAAUAUGUUUUGUUCUGAAGCGCGUAUCGUAGUUUUGGUUCUGUUAUUGCACUGUUUUAGGUGUAAGAUUCUGCCCCAAAGAUACACUACUUUUUAAUGAAACGAAACUUUAGAUGAAAGGAGAAUGGGACAGAAUGAAAUGCAUUUUCUCUCUUCAAACUUCAAGCUUCACUUCUGGACACUUGGAACACUUUUUCCUUUCAAGGAUCCUCAAACAAAUCAUGCUUGGCCCACUUGUUUAGUACUUUAUGCUAUACUUCAUUAUAACGGCACUUAGAUUUAAAGGUCAACACAAUAUCAAAGGUGAUCAAACCUGAUAUUGGUACACAAUUGCGCAAAUAUCGGACAUCGACUAAAUUGCAGGAUGCAGGAGGACGAGUCUCGAUAUUAAAUGUGGUAUUGAACACAUUCCAGCAUUGAGGCAUCUAAAAGAUAUUUCUUCUACAACGUCUUUCUCCUGUGCUGUGUCUCGUCCGUAGUCUGUGCCUUUUGUUAUUAGUCUGUUGCAACGUGUCUAUGACUUACUACGUGACUAUGAUUAUAUAAAUGAGCUGAACUAGUCUGUCUGAAAUCGUGUUUCACGACAGAUCUUUCAAUUACCUAGUCUUCCCGUCAAGCAUGUGCGGGGUCGUUAGUUGUUUGCCAACGGUCUUGUUUGUAGACAAAUAACUUGCACCGUACUCAUAGGUAAACUGUACUGUGCGUAGCUGCUGUAUAGAUGAGGGCACAGAAGGGUUACGCGUAAUAUAUUCCACGUGCGUCGCUGAUGUAAUAUAUUUACAUAUUAAUGUAUACAAAAAACAAUUGUGCACACUUGUGCCAUUUAAUGACGCUUUUAAAUGUGUAUAAUAAUAUUGUUGAUGCUCAUUAUUUAUGUUGAAUUAAGGUCACAGUUUUGCAGUUUGGUUUUGUAAUAAAUCUUGCGUAUUGUAUUACGCCCUGUGGCACA
Messenger RNA from Ornithodoros turicata, 5468 nucleotides. It is a transcript of the gene Synj, whose product is annotated as synaptojanin-1-like. Gene Ontology annotation, biological process: synaptic vesicle endocytosis; phosphatidylinositol dephosphorylation. Gene Ontology annotation, molecular function: nucleic acid binding; phosphatidylinositol-4,5-bisphosphate 5-phosphatase activity. NCBI's taxonomy places the organism in Eukaryota, Metazoa, Arthropoda, Arachnida, Ixodida, Argasidae. The record is from RefSeq and is a predicted model, not a curated record. The transcript is spliced from 23 exons. The coding region runs from base 67 to 3927 and encodes 1286 amino acids.